Labrus bergylta (ballan wrasse) is the source of this 5763-nucleotide messenger RNA. RefSeq names its product potassium voltage-gated channel subfamily KQT member 4. Gene Ontology annotation, molecular function: voltage-gated potassium channel activity. NCBI's taxonomy places the organism in Eukaryota, Metazoa, Chordata, Actinopteri, Labriformes, Labridae. Gene Ontology annotation, biological process: potassium ion transmembrane transport. Gene Ontology annotation, cellular component: membrane; voltage-gated potassium channel complex. The record is from RefSeq and is a predicted model, not a curated record.
UUUUAGAGUUGGUCGUCUGCGGUUAAACACAUCACACACUACUGGUCUUCCUCACUUGUGCGCGCUCCACGACGCGCGCCGGAGCAGAGGAGCACUGGAGCAGAGAGACGCGCGAGGAGGGAAGAGCAAGCUGAUGUUACACUACAGGAAACAGCUUAGCUGAUCUUAAUGACUAAAUGCUUCUUAUUGCAGUUAUAUAGCCUUUAUUUAUUUUUUUAUGGAGACGAGACAUGACCAUUACGCGCUUGCUUGUUUUGUAGCCUUGAUAAGUGAUUUAGCAGGUUUUAGAUACUUUACCUGUUUGGACUACCAUCCCUGCCAAGUAAUGACAGGUUAGCAACUCAACUUUGGACUUAAUGCGUGUGUAAUCACUUCUCUGCACCCGGCUGAUUACUUAUCAUAAUAACUGACUCUUUUACAAUGAUCGCUGAAGGUCAGGUUUUAGCGCGACGCACUUGUCCCCAUACUGAAUGUUUUUUUUCUUUUGCGACCCUGACUUGAUUUACAGAUAACAUCUGAACUUAUUAAACCGGGAUUACAGUGAUGAUAUUCACAAGUGGGUUUUGAUCGCAAGCCUACUUUUGGUCCACUUUAAAGCCAUGACAAACCGGACCAUGACUUGGGCAAAACUUUGCAGUGCGCUCUCUCGGGUCAUCUAGUCAGAAAAGUGUUUAAUCUUAUGUAGUCUGAAGAAGAUGUUAGGAAGUCCGUCCAACAACGGCGGUAUCAGAAUGCUGGUGCCCCCGGCUCAGAACGACGACAGGCGGGUAGAGUUCGUGGCUCUCACCGCUGUUCACACGGAGAGGAGCGAGCCGUCCACACCGGAGCGCGGACACCCGUCUCACCGCACAGGGCUCCUGGGCACCCCGCUGCCCGGCCCGCCGGGACCGAGAGCCAACUCAUCCGCUUCGAGCAAACGCUUCAGAAAGUUGCAGAACUGUCUCUACAACGUGCUAGAAAGACCAAGAGGAUGCGCCUUCAUCUACCACGCUUUCAUUUUCCUCCUGGUGUUCAGCUGUUUGGUGCUGUCCGUGUUCUCCACCAUCCCCGACCACCAAAAGUUUGCGAACCAAGGCCUCUUCAUCCUGGAGUUUGUGAUGAUCGUGGUGUUUGGGUUGGAGUACUUCAUCAGGAUCUGGGCGGCUGGCUGUUGUUGCAGAUAUCGGGGAUGGCAGGGGCGGCUGAGAUUUGCCAGGAAGCCCUUCUGUGUCAUAGACUUCAUAGUAUUUGUGGCUUCCCUGGCAGUGAUAGCAGCCGGUACGCAGGGGAACAUCUUUGCCACGUCAGCCCUGCGCAGCAUGCGAUUUCUGCAGAUCUUGCGUAUGGUUCGUAUGGACCGACGGGGAGGCACCUGGAAACUUCUGGGCUCAGUUGUUUACGCUCACAGCAAGGAGCUGAUUACAGCGUGGUACAUCGGUUUCCUGGUCCUGAUCUUUGCCUCCUUUCUAGUCUACCUGGCAGAGAAAGACAUCAACUCAGACUUCAACACCUAUGCAGACUCCCUCUGGUGGGGGACUAUUACUCUAACCACUAUCGGCUACGGUGAUAAGACCCCUCGUACCUGGCAAGGACGGCUCCUAGCUGCCGGCUUCGCUCUGCUGGGAGUUUCCUUCUUUGCCCUGCCUGCUGGAAUUCUGGGAUCAGGCUUUGCUUUGAAGGUUCAGGAGCAGCACCGACAGAAGCACUUUGAGAAGAGGAGGAUGCCUGCUGCCAACCUGAUACAGGCUGCAUGGCGUCUCUACUCCACAGAUGCCAAACACUCCUAUCUAACAGCUACAUGGUACUUCUAUGACAGCAUGCUGCCUUCGUUCAGAGAACUGACGCUCCUGUUCAGUCAUCUCCAGCGACAACGUAACAACAAGAAGGUUCUCCACAACUCCUACCACGCGCUGCUGUCUGGGCUGCGGCCCUACAGCUCCCCCUACCUUUCGGGGGACAGCAGUAAAAUGGGAUUCCGGGAUCGGAUCAGGAUGAACAAUUCCAGAUCGUCCCAAACCCUUAAGAACAAGGCGUCUCCACUGCCCCCGGGCUCAGGUGUCCGCUGCUCUCCCAGCCAGGAGAACGUCCAAGAGGCCACCAGCCCGGGGAAGGUCCAGAAGAGCUGGAGCUUUAACGACCGCACGCGUUUCCGCACCUCGCUUCGACUCAAACCACGCCCACCUGUCGACGUGGAUGGUGUCGGUGAGGACAGUAUGGAGGACAAACCAUAUUGUGACGUGGCCAUGGAAGACAUAAUCCCUGCAGUGAAGACUCUCAUACGCGCUGUCAGGAUCCUGAAGUUCCUUGUGGCCAAGAGGAAGUUUAAGGAGACGCUGCGCCCGUAUGAUGUGAAGGACGUCAUAGAGCAGUACUCUGCAGGACACCUGGACAUGCUGGGACGUAUUAAAAGCCUGCAGAUGAGGGUCGACCAGAUAAUUGGGCGAGGAGCCGUCCAGCCUGAUAAGAAGGCUCGUCCUGAAAAGGGAGAGAAGACACCGCCAGAACUGGACCCACUGGAUGAGCUGAGCAUGAUGGGCCGUGUAGUCAAGGUGGAGAAACAGGUCCAGUCUAUAGAGAACAAGCUGGACCUCCUUCUCAACUUCUACUCCCAGUGCCUAAAGAAAGGCUCCUCCAACGUCACGCUGUCCUCCCUCCUGGACCCGGACCUGACAUCCGACUACCACAGCCCCACGGACCAAAGAGACCUCUUCCCCUCCGCAAACACACUCAACAUCUCCAUGUCAGAGAGCGGAAACUUGGAAGGACAUUGACCUGAGCAGUCUUUGGGGCUGUUUGAAUACAAACCCUUUACAGAACGUCCUCCUGCAGCUGAGGCCUCAAAUGUCUGCUCUUCACUUGAUUUCAUAUCAGUCUGGGAUAUGUCUUUUUUCUUUUCAUACCUCCUCUCUCUACCGGAGUGAAUGUGUUGCCAGAGCUGAUACAGAAAGAGGCCACUAGAGGGCUUCACCUGUGAAGGAGCCUCAGCCAAAGCUGACCACACAUAAGCCUCUCAACUGAACAUGAGAAGACAUUAAAGACUUGAACCACUACUGAACCACUUUCACCCACCAACCUCAUUAUAUCAUUAUAAUGUGUAUUUACAUAUAUAUAUAUGUUUAUAUGUAUAUAUGUAUAUUUAUAUAUAUAUGUUUAUAUGUGUAUAUAUAUAUAUAUAUAUAUAUAUAUAUAUAUAUAUAUAUAGAUAUAGAUAUGGAAACCUUUGGCUGUGGCUUUUUGUAAUUUUUGAAGAACAUCUUCCCCCAUUGUCAUUUCUUUUUUUCUUGGCUGCUUGAAUGAACUGACUAAGAAUUGCCCACUUUGUGAUGUGAAUGAUGACAUGGGUUCCUUGCUCAACUGUGCAUUCAUACUGUAAAAUAAGAAUUUUAAAGAAAGUGCAGAAGAAUCCCUCAACAUGGGCCUCUGCCCCCUCAGACUUGGACAGGCAGACUGGACACACACACACACACACACACACACACACACUGACCGAAUCAACCAAACCUCCAAAGCAAUACAACUUGCAUCCCAAAACAAGUGCUUUUUAAUGUUUUUAUCCAGAUUUGAGUGACCCAAACUUGUAAAAUGCAAGCAGGAAAAAUGUGUUGAAGCGGCUGAUGUGUACAGUGUUUUGUCUUUGGUCUCAUCUUUUAUGUUUCCAACAAGCCCACAUGCAAAAAAAAGGGAUGCUAUUCCCCAUUUGCCCGAUCAUUUGAGUCCUAUUUAUUUAGGAUAUAAUAGAGUUAAAUGUACUUUCACAGGUCCAAAAUCCUUUCUUCGCUUUGUUUAAAGGCUACUUUUGCUUUUUAGUACUUCAGUAACCUUUUCAUAAAGACACCCAUUAAGCCUCUCUGUCUUGCAGCCUGUCCUCCAGAUUUGCAUGUCCCAUGAACUAGUUCUGUAGAUAAAACCUUACUGAUCCUUCGUCAGAAUUUUGACAUUCAGAGAUCCAGCCUAAUAUUCAUCACAACCUUUCUCUUAGUCUACUGCAGUCACCACCUGUAGAGACUCCUCGGCCAGUUUUGUGCAAUUUUGAUUCCAUAAACAAAACUGUAAGGCUUCCUGGUCUAAUGCAUGAACUCCAGGCCUUUGUCCUCAUGAAUGCAAAAGUCUUAGGAAGUGGAUCCAGUCUUACAGCUUCAAAAAAUUUGCAAGGAUUCAACUAUCCUUUCCAGUCCUUUUUAAUCAAAUUUGUGGUUCUUUCCUCAAGAUUCUUGAUGCAAAUCUGUGCUUUUGGACAAAACUGGAGAGUGCAAAAUGCACAAACACACACACAAAAUACACAUUGAAAGCAAUUGCUUUACUUAAGUUCUUUGGCACUUGAUAUAAAUGACAUGUUUUUGUCUUUGUUUUGAUUGUUUACUGUAAUUCUGUUCAUGCACUCAAUUCUGUGUAACCUAUGAUAGUAAAAAUGUUUUUUAUGAUAGAUGGUUUAUGAAUGAUUUUGGUUAUUAAAGUGAAUGUAGGAUUAUAAAUAAUAUAUUUAAAUAAGUCAAAUAUGAUCUUUUAAUAAAUGUAGUAUUUUUUGUCAAGUUGAAUCAUGGUUGAUGACACAACUUUAACCACACACAGCUGAUCCGACUCACACAAAGAGAUGUCUGUCUUUAAUGUCAGCAACAAAUCAUUGUGCUGCAUUUGGCCAGAGAAAACAUUUCUUCUGCCCCUGCAAGUGAUUCAUUUAAUUGAAUCAGUCAAGCCAGUUGACUCAGGAGCUCCACUUUUCCAUUAUAAUCAGAACUAAACUUCAUAGCUCAGUCUAUUUAGAUCUAUGUAUGAUCAGAGAGUUGGCAUUAUGUCAUUUCUGAAUGUUUUCCAAACAAAAUAAUAGAUGGCUUUGGCCUACAUUAUAGAAGAGAUGCUUACCAAUCAGAGGCAUUAUUAGAUAUGAUGUCAUUGUCAUUUGAAAUGUCGAACUUCAUCAAAAUGUAUGGCAGUUUGCAUGUUGUUGUCAGUGUUGGCCCCAGUAUUAGAGGAAUAAAACAACGUUAGGAUGUCUCCUGUAAAAGUCUCGAGUCAAAACAUGAAAGAAAAUGACCUGUGCCUUCUAUUUCCUCGUUCUAAAAUGUUUAGUUCACAGAAUAGCCAUGCUUUUUUUGAUCUUUUCUAGAUCUAAAAUCAAAAAUUGUUUCAAAACGUGAUUUCUAAGGUACAAGUCUUAAAUGAAUGCUGCAAUCUUUGAUAUUUUCUGAGAAUAUUCUCUGUGUUCUGUGACUCUACCGGGACCUCCUUGCAUCAACACCCUCACUGUACCUAAACACCAGGAGGCAUGAACAUCUGUUAGCUCUGCGGGCAUGUGUGUCCCUUCAUAAGCAUGUCACCUUAGAGAAAUAUGGCUUCCAUACAACUACCUCUAGGGGGAGCUAGUCUAGAAACCCAAGUAUGAAAACCAGUAACUGAUUGUCUCACCGACUGAAUGCUACAGUAUGCAUGCCUCGAUGUGCACGUUCUCCUCUUCUCGCUGUUAAUCUUCAUGAUGUCUAUCCAUGAUUCAUUGACUUGCUGCCAUUUUGACAUUCCAGCUCGUUGCCCUUUAACCGCUCUUGUAGGUUUUUGAAAUAGUUGUUAAAAUGAAACAAAAACUGAUCAAAGCAAUAAGCAAACCCAACAGAGUCUUCCAAUUUUAAGUCAUUUAGCCGUUGAAUAACUUUGGAGCUUAUCUUGUUUUCUAGUCUAAUGUACACCUGUAUUGGAUCUUUAAAGAGAUAUGAAAUAUGUGUCUGCAGUUAGAAAUAGCUCAAAUUACUAACUUAUUAAUUUAUUUGUUUUAAUAAAGCUCUUUGGACUGUA